Messenger RNA from Patiria miniata (bat star), 20947 nucleotides. RefSeq names its product neuroblast differentiation-associated protein AHNAK-like. NCBI's taxonomy places the organism in Eukaryota, Metazoa, Echinodermata, Asteroidea, Valvatida, Asterinidae. The record is from RefSeq and is a predicted model, not a curated record. Gene Ontology annotation, biological process: regulation of RNA splicing. Gene Ontology annotation, cellular component: nucleus; cytoplasm.
GUACAUGCAUUGUGUGCAAUGCACGGGCUCGUUGGGUUGUGGAAGCUGCGAAGCCACUCCUCCGCCUACGUGCAUUUACCUACAUGUACCAUGAAUAUUUUGUGGGCUGCAUACUCAAUGUGUGAGACAGCUUCACAGCUCUAGCCCUGUCAGGGUAAUAGUCGUCGUUGAACUGGUCCUUGAUAUGUAACUUUGUCGUGAGCGCUGCAACUUCAUUGGCACGCUUAAACUUUUUCCCCGUUCUGACUAUUCUUGGAGAACCAUAAAUCGGAGCAAAUCUAAACCGACAAAAAAGGUGGGAAAGAUGGGCAACCAAGAGAGUGCUUCUGCCGGUAUUCACGUUGAAGGUUCGGUGUCAGCAUCGGGGGCCGUCGACGCUGGGGCAACCGCGGAGGGCAAAGGCAACGGUCCGCCAUCCCCGAAAAAAAGGCGUCUGAGUUUCAAGUCGCUCCGGAAUGGAUCAUUCCGCCGGUCGUUCAGGAUUCGCCGGAGUGGACGAAGAAAAGCGGUCAAAGGCAAGGGCGAGGAGAGAAUCGAAAUGGAAGGGGAUGUUUCAGACGAGCAAGGGGCAGCGGCUCGGGCUGCUGCCAAACUGAAGGCAUCAGGCAAAGGGAAACCGGUGGUUGACUUAAACAUAGCUGCACCGCUUGCGACAGAUGAAACAGAGAACAUGGACUUGGAUGCUGAUAUUGACGCUGGUGGAACUUUAGAUGUAUCUGGUGAAGCCUCGGGAGAUUUUGGUGGAAGUGCUGGCCUAAAGGCCAACAUUCCGUCUGGAGCAUCUGCAGGUGUUGGCGUAAGUGGGGAUAUGCCCUCUGCAGGUGCAAGUCUUGAUGUGUCUGCACCAGAUGUGAAACUGAGCGUGAAUGGAAAUAAACACAAAAAGCGAUCAUCUUUCCCUAAGUUCAGAAAAAGAACUCCUGUUGAGGCGGAGUUGGAUGUUGAACUUCCCAAGGGUGAAGCAGAGACUGGUGGAGGCAUAGAUGUAGCAGCUGGCAUCAAUGGACACAAAGGACAGAAACACAGGAGGAAGAAAAAUCAAGAAGCAGGAGUUAAAGUGAAAACACCAUCACUUUCUGCAGGAGGAGGAGCAGACAUGGAUAUCGACAUACCUGCAGUAGAAACACCUCAGGCUGGUUCUUCAGGUGGUGCUGAUGUUGAUGUAAAUGCUUCACUCCCUUCAGCUAAUGUAAAUGUCAAAGCUGAUAUGCCAGAAGCAAAAGUACAUUCUCCAAAGAAAGGUGGUUUCUUCGCCGGGAUAGCCAAGUUCUUCACUGGAGAUUCAUCUGAUUCAGAUUCUGAUGAUGAGACCAAAAAACUCAAACAAGAGAUAAAUCUUCCUAAAGGAAAUUUAUCUGUUGAAUCUCCAGGAGCUGAUGUAAGAGGUGAUGUGGAUGCCAACCUAGACACAUCAGCAAAUAUCAGCGGGUUUCCAGAGGGAGGCGCAAAUUUCAACAUUGGUGCAAGUGGCAAAGGUUCUCCAUCUAAAGGAAAGAAGGGAGGAAGGUUCAAGUUGCCCAAGCUUGGAAAGCCAAAAAUAAAUGGCAGCACUGAUGCAGGAGUAGAAGUUGCAAAUGCUGAUCUGGGAGGAGUUGUUGGAUUUGAUGUUGAAGCUCCAGAUGUUGUGGUGAAAGCUGAUGUUGACACUAAUGUUAAAACAAAAAAGCCAGAUUUUAAAUUUGGUGGCGGUGUGUAUGGGGAUGGUGAACUUGGCACCAAAGGAGAUCUUGCAGGACCAGAUGUUUCCAGUCCAAAAAAUGGUGUCAAUGCAGAUAUUGAUGGAGGAGUGAAUGUUCCAUAUGCAUCACCUGGUGUAAGGGGAGAUAUUAAAGCUCCCAGCAUUGGUGGAAGCAUCGGAAGUGGUUUUGGCAGAAGUGGGGGACUCGGCAUGAAAGGAGAUACUUCAUUACCUGAUGUCGAUCUAUCCGGUCCACAAAUUGGUGGUGAUGCACACAUUGGAGAAAGAGGGAAUGUACCGGAUGCUUCAGUGGGUAUUGGUGGAGAUGUUAAAGUUCCUGGCAUUGGUGGUGGUUUCAGUGGUGACAGUGAUGUGGCCAUUGAAAGAGGUAUUUCUGGACCUGAUGUUGAUGUAUCUGCUCCAAACUUUGGCGGUAAAGUGAAUGUUCCAGAUGCCUCACUGGAUGUUGAUGAUGUGAAAGCCCCCAGCUUUGGUGGUGGUGUUGGUGGUCACAUUGGACUUGGUGUCAAAGGAGGUAUAUCUGGACCUGAUGUUGAUGUAUCACCCCCAACCAUUGGCGGCAAAGGAAACAUUGGAGGAAAAGUGAAUGUACCAGAUGCUUCACUGGAUGUUGGUGAUGUGAAUGCCCCCAGCUUUGGUGGUGGUGUUGGUGGUGACAUUGGAUUUGCUGCCAAAGGAGGUAUAUCUGGGCCUGAUGUUGAUGUAUCACCCCCAACCAUUGGCGGCAAAGGAGACAUAGGAGGAAAAGGGGAAGUACCAGAUGCUUCACUGGAUGUUGGUGAUGUGAAAGCCCCCAGAUUUGGUGGUGGUGUUGGUGGUGACAUUGGAUUUGGUGCCAAAGGAGGUAUAUCUGGACCUGAUGUUGAUGUUUCACCCCCAAGCUUUGGCGGUAUAGGAAACAUUGGAGGAAAAGGGAAAAUACCAGAUGCUUCACUUAAUGUUGAUGAUGUGAACGCCCCCAGCUUUGGUGGUGGUGUUGGUGGUGAAAGUGGACUUGGUGUCAAUGGAGGUUUAUCUGGACCUGAUCUUAACAUCGGUGAUGACACAAACAUUAGAGGAUUGAAUGUACCAGAUGCCUCUGUGGGCAUUGGAGGUGACGUGAAAGCGCCAAGUUUUGGCGGUGGUAUUGGUGUCAGUGGUAGUGGUCCAAAGGGUGGGAUUUCCAGCCCUGACAUUGAUGUUCCUGCUCCAUCGGGUAGUAUUGAUGUUAGUGCAGAUGUGCCAGAUGCAAAACUUGAUCUCAGCAGCAAAAAGGACAAGGGAGGUUUCCACUUCAGACUUCCAAAGUUCAGAUUUCCGUCAUUUGGGUCGGGUGAUGCCAAAGCAAAAGGCAAUGUUUCUGUGAAAGGACCAGAGGGAAGAUUGAGUGUUAACUCUGACUUUGACGUUGUUGGAGAUGCAGACAUUGAUGUCAAGGCCAAAGGCCCAAAUGUACAAAGUGAUGUUAAAGGACCCUCUGGAAGCAAAUUGGGUUCAGUUGAUGUUGAUGCCCCUGGUAUUGGAGGUGAUUCUGAGGCCAGAGUAAAAUUGCCCAAGGGAUCAGUUGGCAUGUCUGGGUCGCUUGAUGUUGAUUCACCAGAGUAUGAGGGAAAAGGAUCAGGCAAAAAGAAGGGUUACCAGUUUGGUUUGCCAUCUUUUAACUUUGGAGGAAAGGUGCCAAAAUCUGAUGUUCCAGAUGUGGAUAUCAAUGCCAGUGCAGGUGUUGAUGUGGAGAAACCAGACACAGAUGUUGAUAUUAAAGUUGGAGCACCAGGAGUGGAUGUGGGUUUGCCUAAAGGUGAUAUUAGAGCAGGAAUUGGAGGCUCAUUUGGAGGAGCUUCAGGGUUGGGUGGCAUCAGUCCCCCAGAUGUUGGUGCAGAUGUAAAUGUUCAAAAGGGCAAAAUGUCAAUUGAUGAUCCAGAUCUUGAUGGAACACUUGUAGUUGAUGGAAAUGUCAAAGGACCAGAAGGAGCAUUUGGGUUUAAAGGUGGGAGUAUUGAUUUGAAAGGACCUGACCUGGGAGGCGUACAAAAAUCAGUUGAUGUUGAGGUUGAAACCCCAAAGCCUAGUGCAGGUAUUGAUGUUGAUGUUCCAAGUGGCAAGUUGUCUGCAGGAGGUGACGUGUCUGGUUCUCUUGGUGUUGAUCCACCAGUGGCAGACCUGAGCUUAAAUGGAAAGGCAUCUGGAAAAGGUAAAAAAUUCCAUCUACCAAGUUUUAACCUCCCAAGCUUACCCAAGUGGAAGGGCAAGGGUAAAGCUGAAGUUGACAUUGACGGUCAAGACUUGGAUGCGAAGGUUGGAGCAGGUGGAGACAUUAGUGUGAGCGGUGAUGCAAAUUUGCCAGAUGUUGAUGUGAAUGCUCCUGAGGUAAAAGGGGAUCUUGGAGCAGACGCUAAUCUGUCUCUUGAUAGCAAAGGAAAAGGGUCAAAAAAGAAAACGGGGGGCGGAUUUCAUUUUCCAUCAUUCAAUUUUGGAUUUUCUCCUCCAAAGCACAAGCAUGGGAAAGUGUCAGGAGAUCUUCCAGAGGUUGAUAUAAAAGGUGAUGCAGAUGUUGCAAUUUCAGGUGGAGUUGCUGAAAAAGGACAUGGUGAUGCUAGCUUUGGUGGAGACCUGGACGUUGGAGGAAACUUGAAAGGUCCAAAGCUGUCUGGUCCUGACAUAAAUGUGGAUUUUGGAGGCAGUGGUGGGGGAAAAGUAGAUUUGCCUGAGGGAGAUGCCUCACUUGGCUUCGGCUUAAAAGGAAGAGGAGAUGGGAGCAGCUCUAGUGAUUCAGAAUCUGAUGAUGGCAAGAGAGGCUUUGGCCUGAAAGGUGGUAUCAAAGGCCCAAAAGUGAAAGGAGGUGUUGGCGGUAAACUGAAAGGACCAGAAAUUUCAGGUGAUACAGACGGCCCAGAUGCUGAUGUGAAGGGUGGUGCUGGCAUUGGUAUUGGAGUUUCUGGUGGCAUUGAUCUCCCCAAAGGAGGUGCAGAUGUGGAUGCAAAUCUACCAAAGGGCUCUGUUGAUUAUGAAGGACCAGAUCUUGGUGGGGUUAGCAAAUCCUUGGAUGUUGAUGUAAAAGCCUCAAAACCUGAUGCUGAUGUUUCUAUUGAUCUUCCAAGUGGAAAGCUUUCAGGUGAUGCAGACAUUGGAGUAGAUGCAGAUAUUGAUGCAGACAUUGAUCUUGGAGGCAAACAUAGGGGAUCUGGCAAGAAAAAGGGGAAAUUCCACUUGCCCUCAAUUAACAUGCCCUCCAUACAUUUACCAAAGGGUAAAGGCAAGGGGCAUGGUGAUGUAGACUUGGAUGGAGGACUUCAGAUUGAAGGGGACAUCAAAGGUCCAAAGGUGUCUGGUCCUGACAUGGAUGUGGAUGUCAGUGGGGGAGCAGGAGGAAAAGUGGAGCUGCCUGAAGGAGGUGGCUCGAUUUCUGUUGAAGGACCAAAGAUUGGAGGUGGUGUAGGUGUUGAUGAUGAUGGUAAAGCAUCUAAACCAGACAUUGGCCUGUCAGGUAAAGUUCCAGGUGCGUCUAUUGGAGGAAGUGUUGAUGGCCCUGGUAUAGAUGUCAAUUUGUCAGGCGGUGGCAAGAAGAAAAAACCGAAAAAGAAAACAGGUGGGGGGUUUCACAUGCCGUCAUUUGGCUUUGGCUUUAAAGGAAAGGGAGAUGACACCAGCAGCUCAAGUGAUUCUGAAUCAGAUGAUGGCAAGGCAGGCUUUGGCCUGAAAGGUGGUAUCAAAGGCCCAAAAGUGAAAGGAGAUGUUGGUGGAAAAUUGAAAGGACCAGGAAUAUCAGGUGACAUAGACGGCCCAGAUGCUGAUGUGAAGGGUGGUGCUGGCAUUGGUGUUGGAGUUUCUGGUGGCACUGACCUCCCCAAAGGAGGUGCAGAUGUGGAUGUAAAUCUACCAAAGGGCUCACUUGGUUUUGAAGGACCAGACCUUGGUGGGGUUAGCAAAUCCUUGGAUGUUGAUGUUAAAGCCUCAAAACCUGAUGCUGAUGUUUCUGUAAAUCUUCCAAGUGGAAAGCUUUCAGGCGAUGCAGACAUUGGAAUAGAUGCAAAUAUUGAUGCAGACAUUGAUCUGGGAGGCAAACAUAGGGGAUCUGGCAAGAAAAAGGGGAAAUUCCACAUGCCCUCCAUUAACAUGCCCUCCAUACACUUUUCAAAGGGUAAGGGCAAGGGGCAUGGCGAUGUUGACUUGGAUGGAGGCCUUCAGAUUGAAGGGGACAUCAAAGGUCCAAAGGUGUCUGGUCCUGACAUGGAUGUGGAUGUCAGUGGGGGAGCAGGAGGAAAAGUGGAGCUGCCCGAAGGAGAUGGCUCAAUUUCUGUUGAAGGGCCAAAGAUUGGAGGUGGUGUAGGUGUUGAUGAUGUUAAAGCAUCUAAACCAGACAUUGGCCUGUCGGGUGAAGUUCCAGGUGCGUCUAUUGGAGGAAGUGUUGAUGGCCCUGAUAUAGAUGUCAAUUUGUCAAGUGGGGGCAAGAAGAAAAAAACAAAAAAGAAAGGAGGUGGAGGAUUUCACAUGCCAUCAUUUGGCUUCGGCUUUAAAGGAAAGGGAGAUGGAACCAGCAGCUCUAGUGAUUCAGAAUCUGAUGAUGGCAAGAGAGGCUUUGGCAUGAAAGGUGGUAUCAAAGGCCCAAAAGUGAAAGGAGGUGUUGGCGGUAAACUGAAAGGACCAGAAAUAUCAGGUGACAUAGACGGCCCAGAUGUUGAUGUGAAGGGUGGUGCUGGCAUUGGUAUUGGAGUUUCUGGUGGCAUUGAUCUCACCAAAGGAGGUGCAGAUGUGGAUGCAAAUCUACCAAAGGGCUCUGUUGAUUAUGAAGUACCAGAUCUUGGUGGGGUUAGCAAAUCCUUGGAUGUUGAUGUUAAAGCCUCAAAACCUGAUGCUGAUGUUUCUAUUGAUCUUCCAAGUGGAAAGCUUUCAGGCGAUGCAGACAUUGGAAUAGAUGCCGAUAUUGAUGCAGACAUUGAUCUGGGAGGCAAACAUAGGGGAUCUGGCAAGAAAAAGGGGAAAUUCCAUAUGCCCUCAAUUAACAUGCCUUCCUUACACUUUCCAAAGGGUAAAGGCAAAGGGCAUGGUGAUGUUGACUUGGAUGGAGGACUUCAAAUUGAAGGGGACAUGAAAGGUCCAAAAGUGUCUGGUCCUGACAUAGAUGUGGAUGUUAGUGGGGGUGGUAGAGGAAAAGUGGAGCUUCCUGAAGGCGAUGGCUCAAUUUCUGUUGAAGGCCCAAAGAUUGGAGGUGGUGUAGAAGUUGAUGCUGAUGGUAAAGCAUUUAAACCAGACAUUGAUUUGUCAGGUAAAGGUCCAAGUGCAUCGAUUGGAGGAAGUGUUGAUGGGGGCAAGAAGAAAAAACCAAAAAAGAAAGCAGGUGGAGGAUUUCACAUGCCGUCAUUUGGCUUUGGCUUUAAAGGAAAGGGAGAUGGAACCAGCAGCUCAAGUGAUUCUGAAUCAGAUGAUGGCAAGGCAGGCUUUGGCUUGAAAGGUGGUAUCAAAGGCCCGAAAGUGAAAGGAGGUGUUGGUGGAAAAUUGAAAGGACCAGAAAUGUCAGGUGAUAUAGAAGGCCCAGAUGCUGAUGUGAAGGGUGGUGCUGACAUAGGUAUUGGAGUCUCUGGUGGCAUUGAUCUCCCCAAAGGAGAUGCAGAUCUGGAUAUGAAGCUACCAAAGGGCUCAAUCGGUAUUGAAGGACCAAAUCUUGGUGGGGUUAGCAAAUCCUUGGAUGUUGAUGUCAAAGCCUCAAAACCUGAUGCUGAUGUUUCUGUUGAUCUUCCAAGUGGAAAGCUUUCAGGCGAUGCCGACAUUGGUGUAGAUGCAGAUAUUAAUGCUGACAUUGGUCUGGGAGGCCAACACAGGGGAUCAGGCAAGAAAAGGGGGAAAUUUCACAUGCCCUCAAUUAACAUGCCCUCCAUACACUUUCCAAAGGGCAAGGGCAAGGGGCAUGGCGAUCUUGACUUGGAUGGAGGACUUCAAAUUGAAGGGGACAUCAAAGGUCCAAAGGUAUCUGGUCCUGACGUGGAUGUGGAUGUCAGUGGGGGAGCAGGAGGAAAAGUGGAGCUGCCUGAAGGAGGUGGCUCAAUUUCUGUUGAAGGACCAAAGAUUGGAGGUGGUGUAGAUGUUGAUGGUACAGCAUCUAAACCAGACAUUGACAUGACAGGUAAAGGUCCACAUGCAUCUGUUGGAGGAAGUGUUGAUGGCCCUGAUAUAGAUGUCAAUUUGUCAGGCGGGGGAAAGAAGAAAAAAACAAAAAAGAAAACAGGUGGGGGAUUUCACAUGCCGUCAUUUGGCUUUGGCUUUAAAGGAAAGGGAGAUGACACCAGCAGCUCAAGUGAUUCUGAAUCAGAUGAUGGCAAGGCAGGCUUUGGCAUGAAAGGUGGUAUCAAAGGCCCAAAAGUGAAAGGAGGUGUUGGUGGAAAAUUGAAAGGACCAGAAAUGUCAGGUGACAUAGAAGGCCCAGAUGCUGAUGUGAAGGGUGGUGCUGGCAUUGGUAUUGGAGUUUCUGGUGGCAUUGAUCUCCCCAAAGGAGGUGCAGAUGUGGAUAUGAAGCUACCGAAGGGCUCAAUUGGUAUUGAAGGACCAGAUCUUGGUGGGGUUAGCAAAUCCUUGGAUGUUGAUGUUAAAGCCUCAAAACCUGAUGCUGAUGUUUCUAUUGAUCUUCCAAGUGGAAAGCUUUCAGGCGAUGCAGACAUUGGAAUAGAUGCAGAUAUUGAUGCAAACACUGAUCUUGGAGGCAAACAUAGGGGAUCUGGCAAGAAAAAGGGGAAAUUCCACAUGCCCUCAAUUAACAUGCCUUCAUUACACUUACCAAAGGGUAAAGGCAAGGGGCAUGGUGAUGUUGACUUGGAUGGAGGACUUCAAUUGAAGGGGACAAAAGGUCCAAAAGUGUCUGGUCCUGACAUAGAUGUGGAUGUUAGUGGGGAUGGUAGAGGAAAAGUGGAGCUGCCUGAAGGCGAUGGUUCAUUUUCUGUUGAAGGACCAAUGAUUGGAGGUGGUGUAGGUGUUGAUGUUGAUGGUACAGCAUCUAAACCAGACAUUGACAUGACAGGUAAAGGUCCACAUGCAUCUAUUGGAGGAAGUGUUGAUGGCCCUGAUAUAGAUGUCAAUUUGUCAGGCGGUGGCAAGAAGAAAAAACAAAAAAAGAAAACAGGUGGGGGAUUUCAUAUGCCGUCAUUUGGCUUUGGCUUUAAAGGAAAGGGAGAUGACACCAGCAGCUCAAGUGAUUCUGAAUCAGAUGAUGGCAAGGCAGGCUUUGGCCUGAAAGGUGGUAUCAAAGGCCCAAAAGUGAAAGGAGGUGUUGGUGGAAAAUUGAAAGGACCAGAAAUAUCAGGUGACAUAGACGGCCCAGAUGCUGAUGUGAAGGGUGGUGCUGGCAUUGGUGUUGGAGUUUCUGGUGGCACUGACCUCCCCAAAGGAGGUGCAGAUGUGGAUGUAAAUCUACCAAAGGGCUCAAUUGGUUUUGAAGGACCAGACCUUGGUGGGGUUGGCAAAUCCUUGGAUGUUGAUGUUAAAGCCUCAAAACCUGACGCUGAUGUUUCUGUUGAUCUUCCAAGUGGAAAGCUUUCAGGCGAUGCAGACAUUGGAAUAGAUGCAGAUAUUGAUGCAGACAUUGAUCUGGGAGGCAAACAUAGGGGAUCUGGCAAGAAAAAGGGGAAAUUCCACAUGCCCUCACUUAAUAUGCCCUCCAUACACUUUCCAAAGGGUAAAGGCAAGGGGCAUGGUGAUGUUGACUUGGAUGGAGGACUUCAAAUUGAAGGGGACAUGGAAGGUCCAAAAGUGUCUGGUCCUGACAUAGAUGUGGAUGUCAGUGGGGGAGCAGGAGGAAAGGUGGAGCUGCCUGAAGGAGAUGGCUCAAUUUCUGUUGAAGGGCCAAAGAUUGGAGGUGGUGUUGGUGUCGAGGUUGAUGGUAAAGCAUCUAAACCAGACAUGGACCUGUCAGGUAAAGGUCCAGAUGCAUCUUUUGGAGGAAGUGUUGAUGCCCCUGACGUGGAUGUCAAUUUGUCUGUUGGGGGCAAGAAAAAAAGUCCAAAAAAGAAAGCAGGUGGAGGAUUUCACUUGCCCUCAUUUGGCUUUGGCUUUAAAGGAAAGGGAGAUGGAACCAGCAGCUCAAGCGAUUCUGAAUCAGAUGAUGGCAAGGCAGGCUUUGGCCUGAAAGGUGGUAUCAAAGGCCCAAAAGUGAAAGGAGGUGUUGGUGCAAAACUGAAAGGACCAGAUAUAUCAGGUGACAUUGACGGCCCAGAUGCUGAUGUGAAGGUUGGUGCUGACAUAGGUAUUGGAGUCUCUGGUGGCAUUGAUCUCCCCAAAGGAGAUGCAGAUGUGGAUAUGAAGCUACCGAAGGGCUCAAUUGGUAUUGAAGGACCAGAUCUUGGAGGAGUGACAAAGGCUUUAGAUGUUGAUGUUAAGGCUUCGAAACCUGAAGGUAAUGUUUCAGUUGAUCUGCCGAGUGGUAAAAUGUUUGUCGAUAGCCCUGAUGCAUCUGUUGAUACUGAAAUUGAUGGUGCAAUUGGAUUUGACGGAAAGGGUAAAGGAUCCGGAAAAAAGAAAAGGGGGUUUCACAUGCCAUCGUUUGGAUUACCAAAGAUGAAAGGAGGCAAAGGAGACUAUGACCUUAGUCACAGCGGGGACAUCGAUGUUGGUGCAGAAGGAAAAUUCAAGCCGACGGGUGGUAGUGCUGACUUGUCUCUCAAUGGGGAUUUUGAGCUAGCAAAACCAGAAGCUGGCAUUUCGGUAGAUCAACCAAGUGGACCAAAAGUCCAGACAGACUUUGAUGCCACAGCUGACGCUAAACUGCACAGAGGAGAUAAAAAGAGAGGUUCUGGGAAAAGGGGCAGCUUUGGCCUGCCAUCUAUACACUUUGGCAAGUCAAAGCAUAAAGCUUCGGGAGAUGUUGAUGUAAACAUUGAUGUAUCACCCCCAAAGGCAUCUGGAAGUAUAAACGUCAAGGGUAAAGGCAGCCCAAAGAAAAAGAAGGGCAAAUUUGGAUUAGGUUUAGGCGGUAAAAAGGAAGAAAUGGAUGUGAGUGCAGGUAGUGAUAUUGUUACUCCCAAAGUUGACAUUGAAGCAAAGGCUGCAAAACCAAGUGGAGAUAUUAGUGGUGGUCACCUUGCAGGAGUUGGAGACUUCACAGUUGACCUGGAUGUUGCAGCUCCCAAACUUGAUGGGUCAUUCUCUGGCGGUGGAGGCAUUGGUGGAGAUAUUAAUGGAGAUGGAAAAAUUGAUGCAGAUGUUACAGCACCACAACCAGAUGCUUCCCUUUCUGUAGGUGGAGGAAUAGACCUAAGUGCUGGAAGUGGUGAAAUGGGAGAAGUUCCAGAUGUUGGUUUGAAUCUUGGCAAAAAGGGAAAACCUAAAAAGCCAAAAGGAAAAAAAAAGGGAGGCUUUGGUUUUGGAUUUCGAGGUAAAAAGGAUGGGAAAUCAAGCAGCAGUUCCAGUUCUUCAGAAUCAGACCAUGAAGGGAAAGGGGGGUUCAAAGUCAAAUUGCCCAGUUUUGGAUUUUCAGGCAAGGCUAAAAGACCUGGAUCUGCAGAGGGAGGAAUUGACAUCAGUGGUGAUGUUGAUGUGUCGGCACCUAAAUCAGAUGGUUCGCUGUCAGUAGGUGGAGGAGGAAUUGGUGCUGGUGUUGGAGCCCUAGAUAGAAUUGGAGAUGGAAAAGUUGAUGUUGAUGUCUCAGCACCUAAACCAGAUGGCUCACUGUCAGCAGGUGGAUUUGGUGGGGGAUUCGGAGGCCUUGGUGGAAUUGGAGAUGGAAAAGUUGAUGUUGAUGUCUCAGCACCAAAACCAGAUGGCUCACUGUCAGCAGGUGGAGGAAUUGGUGGGGGAUUUGGAGGAAAAGUUGAUGUUGAUGUCUCAGCACCUAAACCAGAUGGCUCACUGUCAAUAGGUGGAGGAAUUGGUGGGGGUUUUGGAGGCCUUGGUGGAAUUGGAGAUGGAAACGUUGAUGUUGAUGUCUCAGCUCCUAAACCAGAUGGCUCACUGUCUGCAGGUGGAGGAAUUGGUGGGGGAUUUGGAGGUCUUGGUGGAAUUGGAGAUGGAAAAGUUGAUGUUGAUGUCUCAGCACCUAAACCAGAUGGCUCACUCUCGAUAGGUGGUGGAAUUGGUGGGGGAUUUGGAGGCCUGGGUGGAAUUGGAGAUGGAAAAGUUGAUGUUGAUGUCUCAGCACCUAAACCAGAUGGCUCACUGUCAGCAGGUGGAGGAAUUGGUGGGGCAUUUGGAGGCCUUGGUGGAAUUGGAGAUGGAAAAGUUGAUGUUGAUGUCUCAGCACCUAAACCAGAUGGCUCACUGUCAGCAGGUGGAGGCCUUGGUGGGGGAUUUGGAGGCCUUGGUGGAAUUGGAGAUGGAAAAGUUGAUGUUGAUGUCUCAGCACCUAAACCAGAUGGCUCACUGUCAAUAGGUGGAGGCCUUGGUGGGGGAUUUGGAGGCCUUGGUGGAAUUGGAGAUGGAAAAGUUGAUGUUGAUGUCUCAGCACCUAAACCAGAUGGCUCACUGUCAGCAGGUGGUGGAAUUGGUGGGGGAUUUGGAGGCCUUGGUGGAAUUGGAGAUGGAAAAGUUGAUGUUGAUGUCUCAGCUCCUAAACCAGAUGGCUCACUGUCAAUAGGUGGAGGAAUUGGUGGGGGAUUUGGAGGUCUUGGUGGAAUUGGAGAUGGAAAAGUUGAUGUUGAUGUCUCAGCACCUAAACCAGAUGGCUCAUUGUCAGCAGGUGGAGGAAUUGGUGGGGGAUUUGGAGGCCUUGGUGGAAUUGGAGAUGGAAAAGUUGAUGUUGAUGUCUCAGCUCCUAAACCAGAUGGCUCACUGUCAGCAGGUGGAGGAAUUGGUGGGGGAUUUGGAGGCCUUGGUGGAAUUGGAGAUGGAAAAGUUGAUGUUGAUGUCUCAGCACCUAAACCAGAUGGCUCACUGUCAAUAGGUGGAGGCCUUGGUGGGGGAUUUGGAGGCCUUGGUGGAAUUGGAGAUGGAAAAGUUGAUGUUGAUGUCUCAGCACCUAAACCAGAUGGCUCACUGUCAGCAGGUGGUGGAAUUGGUGGGGGAUUUGGAGGCCUUGGUGGAAUUGGAGAUGGAAAAGUUGAUGUUGAUGUCUCAGCUCCUAAACCAGAUGGCUCACUGUCAAUAGGUGGAGGAAUUGGUGGGGGAUUUGGAGGUCUUGGUGGAAUUGGAGAUGGAAAAGUUGAUGUUGAUGUCUCAGCUCCUAAACCAGAUGGCUCACUGUCAGCAGGUGGAGGAAUUGGUGGGGGAUUUGGAGGCUUUGGUGGAAUUGGAGAUGGAAAAGUUGAUGUUGAUGUCUCAGCACCUAAACCAGAUAGCUCACUGUCAAUAGGUGGAGGAAUUGGUGGGGCAUUUGGAGGCCUUGGUGGAAUUGGAGAUGGAAAAGUUGAUGUUGAUGUCUCAGCACCUAAACCAGAUGGCUCACUGUCAGCAGGUGGAGGAAUUGGUGGGGGAUUUGGAGGCCUUGGUGGGGGAUUUGGAGGCCUUGGUGGAAUUGGAGAUGGAAAAGUUGAUGUUGAUGUCUCAGCACCUAAACCAGAUGGCUCCCUGUCAGCAGGUGGAGGAAUUGGUGGGGUAUUGGGAGGCCUUGGUGGGGGAUUUGGAGGCCUUGGUGGAAUUGGAGAUGGAAAAGUUGAUGUUGAUGUCUCAGCACCUAAACCAGAUGGCUCACUGUCAGCAGGUGGAGGAAUUGGUGGGGGAUUUGGAGGCCUUGGUGGAAUUGGAGAUGGAAAAGUUGAUGUUGAUGUCUCAGCACCUAAACCAGAUGGCUCACUGUCAGCAGGUGGAGGAAUCGGUGGGGGAUUUGGAGGCCUUGGUGGAAUUGGAGAUGGAAAAGUUGAUGUUGAUGUCUCAGCACCUAAACCAGAUGGCUCACUGUCAGCAGGUGGUGGAAUUGGUGGGGUAUUUGGAGGCCUUGGUGGAAUUGGAGAUGGAAAAGUUGAUGUUGAUGUCUCAGCUCCUAAACCAGAUGGCUCACUGUCAAUAGGUGGAGGAAUUGGUGGGGGAUUUGGAGGUCUUGGUGGAAUUGGAGAUGGAAAAGUUGAUGUUGAUGUCUCAGCUCCUAAACCAGAUGGCUCACUGUCAAUAGGUGGAGGAAUUGGUGGGGGAUUUGGAGGCCUUGGUGGAAUUGGAGAUGGAAAAGUUGAUGUUGAUGUCUCAGCACCUAAACCAGAUGGCUCACUGUCAGCAGGUGGAGGAUUUGGUGGGGGAUUUGGAGGCCUUGGUGGAAUUGGAGAUGGAAAAGUUGAUGUUGAUGUCUCAGCACCUAAACCAGAUGGUUCACUGCCAGCAGGUGGAGGAAUCGGUGGGGGAUUUGGAGGCCUUGGUGGAAUUGGAGAUGGAAAAGUUGAUGUUGAUGUCUCAGCUCCUAAACCAGAUGGCUCACUGUCAAUAGGUGGAGGAAUUGAUGGGGGAUUUGGAGGCCUUGGUGGAAUUGGAGAUGGAAAAGUUGAUGUUGAUGUCUCAGCACCUAAACCAGAUGGCUCACUGUCAGCAGGUGGAGGAUUUGGUGGAGGAUUUGGAGGCCUUGGUGGAAUUGGAGAUGGAAAAGUUGAUGUUGAUGUCUCAGCACCUAAACCAGAUGAUUCACUGUCAGCAGGUGGAGGAAUUGGUUGGGGAUUUGGAGGCCUUGGUGGAAUUGGAGAUGGAAAAGUUGAUGUUGAUGUCUCAGCACCUAAACCAGAUGGCUCACUGUCAGCAGGUGGAGGAAUCGGUGGGGGAUUUGGAGGCCUUGGUGGAAUUGGAGAUGGAAAAGUUGAUGUUGAUGUCUCAGCACCUAAACCAGAUGGUUCACUGUCAAUAGGUGGAGGAAUUGGUGGGGGAUUGGGAGGCCUUGGUGGAAUUGGAGAUGGAAAAGUUGAUGUUGAUGUCUCGGCACCUAAACCAGAUGGUUCACUGUCAAUAGGUGGAGGAAUUGGUGGGGGAUUUGGAGGUCUUGGUGGAAUUGGAGAUACAAAAGUUGAUGUUACAGCACCCAACCCAGAAGGUUCUCUCUCUGUUAGUGGUCCUGAUGUAAGUGGAGAUGGCAUUAGUGGCAAUUUUGGUGGAGGCAUUGGUGAUGGUGCAGGUGGUAGCUUUGGGGGUGGAGAUAUUGACAUUGAAACUAAAGCACCAAAACCAGAUGGCUCAUUUUCUGUAGGUGGAGGUCUGGCCUUGGCUGGUGAGGGAUUUGGUAAAGAUUUUGGAGGUGACCUAGAUAUGGUUACACCUAAGGUUGAUGACAGCGUAAAAGCAGUCAAACCAAAAGCCAACGCAUCAGCUGGAGGUUUUGUUGGCAGAGGCCUUGGAGGUGGUAUUGCUGGAGGCUUUGAUGGCAUCGGAGAUGGAAAAAUUGAUGUGGAUACUGCAAUACCCAAACCAGAUACCUCAUUCUCUGCAGGUGGAGGGAUUGAUGUAGGCCUUGGCUUUAGUGGAGACCACAAGGGAGAUAUUGGUGGAAUCGGAAAUGGAAAAUUUGAUGUCAGUGGGGAGUUUGGCAGCGAUGAUAUUAAGCCUGAAGUUGACAUGAAUGUCAAAGCAGCUAAACCAGAGGGUUCAUUAAGUGGAGAGAUCGGUGGCAUUUUGACUGGUGGCCCUGAUAUUGGCAGUGGUCUCGGAGCAGAUGUUGACAUUGAUGUUGGUACAACAAAACCCGACAUGUCAAUGGGCGGCCUGGAUGGAAUUGGAAUGGGAGGCACAGCUGGCGAUAUUAGUGGUGAUGUUGGUGUUGGCUUAUCUGGUGGAGCCAAAUUGGGCCUACCUGAAGUAACAGGUUCUGCUAGUACUAAAACUGAUGGUAAAAAGCGGAAGAAAAGAGGAAAAGGAAAGAAGAAAAAGGAUCAUGAGGGAUCAUCAGUCGAUGGUGCUGUUUCAGUAGAUGUACCAAGUGCAGACAUCGGAGUAGUGGGCGGGGAUGGUGGAGAAGUUGACGUUGACAAAGCUGCUUCUGGAGGACUUUCUGUUAAACUGCCAGAAAUGUCGGGCUCAUUAGCAGGCAAAGCUGACGUUGAUGUUAAAACAGAAUCAAAGGCUCGUCCAAAGAAGAAAAAGAAGGAAAAGAAAGGAUUCUUUGGGUCAAUAGGCCUGUCCAGAGAUUCUACUUCUAGCUCCAGCUCUAGCUCCAGUUCAUCUUCUGACUCUGAUGAAGGUAUUGGCUCCAGAAUAAUGUCAACAUUUGGAUUUGGCAAAAAAGACUCCAGUGACUCUGAUAACCCCAAUUCAAAUAACAACAACAAUACGCAGACUGAUGGUACACAAACAAUUGAAACAAGACACGACGACAUGGAACUCAAUGUGAACAAUAAUGCAAAUGGAGAUGAUGCUGAUGAUUCAGCUGCAUAUGCCAAAGAACAUUCCCACUCCAAAGGAAAGAAGUCUUUGGGGAAGUUUUUCAGCCGCAAAGGUCGACAAACCAUUGUUCAAAUACCAGACGAAGACACUGCUGAUGAAGUAGGACUCCAUGGAGUAGACAGUUUGCACUCCAGUAGAUCUGAUGUAAAUGACGUUAACCGCAUGCCGUCCAACAGGAGUGACAGUCUGCAUGCACGUCACACACAACAGAAAACACUGUCAAAAUCUGAGAGCCAGAGGGAGGGCAAGGUGGGAACAUUAGGCAAGCUGUUCGGGAAGAAAAAGACAAAGAAAGGCACAGAAAUGCUACAAGAAACCAAGGAUAUGUCUCCACCAAUAAGAGUCGGUAGAUAUGAAAGUGUCUCGGCGGAAAGUACUGGCAGUGUAGAUAUGUCUGUUAGCAGUAGCAGUCCUGUAACAUACUCCCCUGCAGAAUUUCUGCCAAGGCCUAGGGCUUCCGUUGAUAGUACAUCUUCAACUUCUUCAAAGUCUACCAAAAAACGGGCAGCUCCACCCCCACCAAUCUUAAAAGUUGCACCUCAAGAACAUUUAUUCAAAGGUAGUGUCCCUGGGUCUCCAGGAUCGGAAUAUUCUUUGAAAUCAUUUUCAUCUUCAUCUUCAAUAGGAACACCUCCAACCCACUGUAGAAAAGGUUUUGCUCCCACCCUACCAAUUCAAUCAUUCGACAAAAGGUAUAGUGCUGUUUCACUUCCAGAUAUGCACUCCCACAGACAAGAGUCUCAUAUCAGAGCUGCUUCAUUGGAAGUACCUAAGGGUCCACUAUUAUCCCAGAUGUCUAACCGUUCCACUUCUGGCCUUUUAGCUGAGCAUGGAAUCAUGUAUUCAAGUAUUGAAGACCUAGGCACAAUAGCAGAAGCUGUUAAGGUGUUGCCACUUCCACAAGGGGCUCCCCCUCCUAAACCAAAGCGUUCGGCAUCACCCAGUAUUCUAGAAGAAGAGGUGGAUGAAAAGGAGUCUCUUUUCUGGGUUGAAGAGAUUGUAGAUAAAUAUUGUGUAAAUACUGUGCAGGAAACAUCAAUUUCAAACCAAUCCCUGCCAGAGACUGCAACCUUAUCCAACCAAAGGUCUGAUUCAAAACAAUCCAACAAAACCUGUGAAGAAAAUCUUGGAAAUUCUGAGAAGCAGUUUGAACUGUCAUUGACGGAGGAAGAACAGAUGACAAAGUUUAAGCAAAUUUAUCUGUUUGAUUCAGACUUCAUGUUUGCACCACACAUGCAAACUGCAGAAUCGCAGUAUGACAUUGAAGUGGCUUGCGAUAACAAGUCUUCAGAAAACAUCCAACUCCAAAGUCAACGUGCAACCAGUGUUCCUAGUUUAGCACCUAGUGAUCCACAAGCAAGCAUUUCUGCCUCAGACACCAAGCCUUUGCAGACGAAGCCUAACAAAUCUGCUUGUGAAGAGGCACCAAUUUUAGAGGAUUCAGAUAAAGCACAAAAAUCUGACAGUGAUUCCAUGAGUGCUCCUGAAAACUCAGCAACUAUAAAACCCCAAAACAGUUGUGUGGAAGAAAAGCAACUAUUGUACACACAGCACACAAAUACAGAUUUCUCUUCGUGCAAAGAAGAUGCAGCCAUCCCUGAUUUUUCAAUAGUGAGACGAAUGGCGAAAGAGGCUAUUUCAUCAAAUCAUGAAAGGUCAUCUGAAAUUAAGGCACUCCUUAAAAAAUCCAUGGCAAGAAUGAUGGGAGUUGAUCUUCCUGUCAAGUCAAUUUCUAUAACACAUUCAGAGAAAAAGACUGAUGGAGAUGAAUGUAAAGAAGACUUUGACAGUUGCAGUGGAUCAACUAGGAAGGAAAUGGGACAUACUAUAUCAUUUGUAGAUAUGGACAAAGUAGCAGUUGAGAAUUUGUCAUCUGCAGAGGAGCAUUCUCAUGACUGCAAAAAAGUCUCUUCAGAAAAUACCCAAACCCCAGUGGACCACAAUUUGAAAAGAAGUCGGGAAAAACAAAAGAUUGAUACAGAUUCUGAUGGAAUAAGGAUGUCUUUGGUAGCAGGAGAUACAGCAGUAGUUGCAGAACAGCAUGAAACAAUGCAGAAGGACCCCAAUCAAAGGAAGGCUUCCUCAAGAAUUUUGGUCAGUGAAUAUGUGCCAGUUGAUUCUUUAGGAAUUGGAUUGACCACUCCUAAAAUGAAAGGUAUCCAAGAAACAGUUUUUGCUGAAAAAUGUGUAGAUCAAAAUGCCAAUACAGAAAAAGUGCCCAAAAUAGAAACGGACAGUAAGCCUUUAACAAGGUCAAAUUCCUUACAUCAUAAUGGUAAUAAUUCAGUGUCUAAAACAUUUCGUGCUUUGUCACGGUCCAAAUCAUUGGGUGCAGAAGAGUGGAACGAAGCAAUACACAGAGAUGAACCAGAUGGGGAACACCAAGAAAAGCACUUUGAAUUUGAAAGAGCAGAGCCUAAAGAUGAACUUGAAAAACUAGCUUCCUUGAGUGUUGUGAAAGCAGUACGGAAAAGAUUUGGUGGUGUAAUGUCCAAGGAAAAUAAUCAGAACCCAUCAGAUAAGCCAAGAAAACAAGUUCCGGAAAAUAAAACAGCACAAAUCUCAGGUGGUUCAGAUAAGGAAAUCCUCGAGUUCCUCAAAGCCCAGACUAAAUUAAGGAGAGUUAAUCCUUCUGGCAAGAUAUCGGUCUCGGAGCAGACAAUGAACAAAGUGCCAGUGGAAAGGUCCAAACAGGUGCAAGCUGAACCAAAGUUUGUUUGUUCAACUGAUUCAGAUGACAAAGAGAGCCCAGAGUUUGUAAAAGUACAAACUAAAUUGAGGAAAGUUACUCCUCCUGAUAAGAUUGCAAUCACAGAGCAGGACCAAAUGAUGAGUCAACCCCCAGUGGAAAGCACUGAAUCCAUACAAAUCUCACCAAAGCCAACAAAGCCCAACCAAUCAACAGUAAAUCAAGCAUCCCCAACUUUUGCAGGUGUUGGACGAGUAAUGUAUCAGAGUAAAGCAUUGACAUGGAGGAAGUCCACAGAUAGGGCACCCCCAAAAAAGGAAGAGGUACCAGUCAAAAAGAAUGCAGAAGAUGAUAGUUUCCCAAUAAUUGAAAGUGUAAGUUCCUGGAAGGAGAAGCGAGCGAGGAAAAAGAGUUCAGUUGUGGAUGAUUAUGAAGUAACAGGGGAAAAUUGUGAAAGAGAACAAGAUAAGCCUGUGCAGGGGGAGUCAGUUGUCAAAGAUACACAAGUUGUUCAGCAUGUCAAGGUUGAAGAUAAAGACAUGCAUGUCCUUGAGAAAACACAAAUGAUGCCACGGAUGCUAGAAUUACAAGAUCCAAGUCGGAACUGCAAGCAGAAGGAACACAAAAAGGAAACAAUGGAUGUUGAUUUAGUCAUAAGGAAAUCUACAUUGGAACGGUCAGGUGAAAAUCCUAUUGAAGAAUCACCAUCAGCAAUCAUUUCAACUGAGCUUACAGCAGAGCAGAAUAAAUACAACAAAACUGAGGUACCAGACAGCGGUAUGCAAUCUAUAUUUGAAGAGGAACACAAAAUUUGUUCACAGGGAACCAAAGAAAAAGAGACCUCUAAGCAAGAAACUGAAGUUGGAGAUGAGGAAGCACACAUGAGACGGCAUAAAGAAGUCCGUGAAAGAACCAGAACUAUUCUUGCUAAAAUGAAGGCUGCGAAAGCAUUCCAAGCAUCAUUCACAAGUGCUCAGACAUUCAGUGAUGAUACGAGAGUACAGCGAAGAGGAUUUGAAGAGUCAUCUAAAAUCCGAGAACACAGACGUCAUUCAAAAUCCACACCAAACAUUGACAAGAGUUGGGAAAUAUUUGAAUUGUUGCCUAAUAAAUCUGAUAUCCAGCAUGCAGUCCAAUCAGUUUCCCAGGGCAGCUUGAAUGAAGGACUUGUAAUGAAAAAUGAAGAUGAAAAAAACAAAUUCAACUUGGAUAAAACAGUGAAGCAAUCUCCAGUUCAGCAAAGAGUUAUUCGAAAGGUUAAACGGAAAACACAUGUUCGAAGACCGGUCAGUGGGGAUCUUGACAGGCAUUCAGAAAGUUCAUCGGAAGGCCUCUCUGAAGAUGAAACUCUGAGAAGACAGAACAUCAGUGGUCGUUUAGAUUCUGGUUUUUCUGAUAUUGCAUCCCACUCUGAGAUUGACAGAUGUAUCCUUCCACAAAAAAGCCAUCCCAGAAAAAAUGGGGCAAAACUGAAGCAGUUAAGCCCACGAACCAGUCCAAAAAUGCACCAAAAGAUUGCGUCAGUUGCUGAAUUGUCUCAUAAACCAGUCACUGAUGCUUCUCCCAGUACCAAAAAUGUAACAACGCUAGAUACUGCAGAGCUGCAAAGGAUUAUCAUACAGCAACAGGAAGAAAUGCGACUUCUUCGUCAACAGAUGCAAGCGUCUCAGUUGCAGGCCGCUCAGAUGCAGCCCGCUCAGAUGCAGCAAGCUCAAUUGCAGGCCUCUCAGAUGCAGGCCUCUCAGUUGCAGGCCGCUCAGAUGCAGGCCUCUCAGUUGCAUGCAUCUCAGUUACAGGCUACUCAGAUACAUGCCUCUCAGUUGCAGGCCUCUCAGUUGCAGGCCGCUCAGUUGCAGGCCUCUCAGUUACAGGCCACUCAGAUACAUGCCUCACAAAUGCAGCCUUCCUCUCUUCCUAAUACCAGCCAGUCCCAACCUGGAAAUGUAGGGUCAAUGAGCGCAGCAACAGCCCCUCAUGUUCCCUCCAUGCCCUUCAUGUACUCUCAGCCUAAUAUGAUGAUGUCAGCUGUGCAGCAGCCAAUGUACUAUUUACCACAUGGGAUGCAACCCUCUGGGGCGGGGAUGCAAGGUCCUGGUGUGCAGAUGCCAGGGGUUCUUCCACUGGGCAACUUCUCAUCCUUUGCGCCUUUUCCUGUACAGGGGAUGUUACCGAUGCAGACACAACUGCCACCUAUGGGUAUGCAAGUACAAGGUAGUGUGACACAGUACCCCACCACAAGCCACUUGCCGACAAUGACCACAGCCGGGGGAUCCUUUGGCAGUACCUUAGGUAUGCCUGAGCAGAAACACAGCGAGUAG